Brachypodium distachyon (stiff brome) is the source of this 1093-nucleotide messenger RNA. RefSeq names its product protein Iojap-related, mitochondrial. The record is from RefSeq and is a predicted model, not a curated record. The transcript is spliced from 5 exons. Lineage: Eukaryota; Viridiplantae; Streptophyta; Magnoliopsida; Poales; Poaceae. Gene Ontology annotation, molecular function: ribosomal large subunit binding. Gene Ontology annotation, biological process: negative regulation of translation; negative regulation of ribosome biogenesis. The coding region runs from base 110 to 649 and encodes 179 amino acids.
UGAACGCAGAACGCCCCGAGUUCGUUUCGGUCGCUCUUCAUCCUCGGGCGGUAAGAGAGAACGAGGGAAAAAAAACACCGGAAGCGAAACCCUUUUGCGCCCGCCGCCGAUGCUCUCCGCCGUGCGAUCCCGGGCCCUGGGCCAAUGGCGGACGCCGCCACACCUCUCCCCGCGCCUGCUCUCCUCCGCCAGUGCCUCCCCGGCGCGGCCCGCGGAGCUUCUGGAGCUCUCGGAGGUGGAGAAGGUGCUGCGCGAUGUCCGGGCGGGGGACGUGCGCGUGUUCCCAGUCGGUGAGGGCGGGCUGCACGGCGGCUCCUGUGCGGACUACAUGGUCGUCGCCACCGGCCGCUCCGACUGGCACGUCCGCAACAUCGCCCAGGCUAUAAUCUACAAGAUAAAGCAGAAGCAGAAGGGUUCUGAUCGAAUAUUGAUGCCGAGUGUAGAAGGCCAACAAGCUGGAAAGUGGGUCGUCAUUGAUUCUGGAAGUAUCAUCAUCCAUGCCCUUGAAGAAAGAGCAAGAGAGUAUUAUGAUUUGGAAAGUAUUUGGACAAAGGAGGUGUCCCCUAACAUUUCUGUUCAGGAGUUAGAGACAUCACUUGUGAAGACACGCCGCAGGGACCACUCGCAGAAACCCAUGAAGAGCAUUUGAACUAAAUGUGCUGGUGCCAUGAUCAUCUGUGGUGGCCUCCAUAAGAUGAGAUGCAUCUACAAUUACAUGCAGGUUUUGUACAAGGUUCGCAAGGUUGACAGCGCCAAGCAUGUUCUGCAUCCACGUAAAUCUUUUCUACCAGGGGGGCCAUUAACGGUGUUCAACAGCCCUGAGGGACAGGUUUGACGUCAGGAUUCAGGAUAUCGUGUUGCCUCUGUUCAAGCUUGUUUUAGCAUUUUGUUGCAUGCAAGUACAAGGCUGAGAGUGAACCGCCUUUGUUUUGCUUUUGUUGUUAUUCACCUCUUUAGCCAAGUACUGUAAUAAUACUUGAAUAGUAACAGAGGGGACUUGUGUACGUGGCGGGGUGCUUGUUAGCGGGUACUGUAGCGAUAUAUGUGAAAUUUCGGGCCUUUGCGUCCAAACGUAAUGGGUUUGCUGAAUUCA